AUGACUGAUUUGGAUUCGGUUUUCAUCUCCACCGUUGAGGCAGCUGUUAGUGCUUCGGUGGCACAGAAUAAACCAUUAAUAGUAUUCAAUACUGAUUCAUCAGAUGAAUCAAACAGAUGGGUAGAAUCUUUAAUGUCAGAUGAUAUACUUCAGUUGAUUUCAGAAAAAGCUAUCGCGUUGAAGUUGGUUAAGAAUUCUGCCCAGUUUGCUUUAUUUGAACAGAUCUUUCCAGAAGUUAUAAUACCCAGUUUCUAUUGUAUCAAAGUGUCAGCUAUAUUAGAUAUAAUUCAUGGUGCUUUAGACAACACAGAGUUCGAAUCAAGAAUAAAGAAGGUUUUAGUUACAAAUCCACAAGGCCAACAUCCACAACCAUCAUCGUCUUCUCAUCCUCCGCAAACGGGAAGUCAACAAUCGGAUACGCCCCAAGUUCCAUCACAGUCGCAAGCGUCAACUCCAACAUUACCAAGGGACACUUCUCAAAUCCCUUCAGCAUCCGGUAACCUUUCAGGAUCAUCAUCAGUGAGAGGAUCAUCACAAGCUAGCUCUAGAGCCAAUACACCAGGUAGUCAAAUAAAUGGAAAAAGAGAACCCAAGACAUUAAAAGAAGAAGUUGCAGAACUUUCAGCCAAAAAAUAUAAAGAAGAACAACUCAGAAAGAAGAAAGUUGAGAAAGAGGAGCGUGAAAGAGUUAAGAGAUUGUUGGAAGCAGAUAAGGAAGAACGUAGGUUGGAUGAAAAAUUAAGAAAAGAAGAAAGGGAAAGACAAAGAAGAUUAUCAAAUGAUGAGGAAGUUAAAGACGAUGUCAAAAUUGAUGAUAUUAUCAAUGAAAAUCAAACGUUGAAAAAUAAUGUUCGGGAUAGAAGACCUUCAACAAGUUUGGUGUGCGCUUUAUUGAUUCGUCUAUUAGAUGGUAGCUCAUUGAGACACGAGUUUAAGAAUACAGAUACUUUAAAUGACGUGAGAAAGUGGAUAGACGAAAACAGAACAGAUAGUGAUGAUCCAUAUUGUUUCCAUAGAACAAUUCCAAGGGUGACAUUUGGAGUUACUGAUGAAGAAAAAACUUUGGAAAGUUUAGAGUUGACACCACGUUCAGCACUUAUUUUGAAACCAUUCAAUACAUAUGCAAACGCAUAUAGCAAUUCUGGAAAGACGACACAAAGAGCACCAAACGGAGGUUUACUAUCAAGAGUGUUCGGUGGAUUAUCAUCCCUAUGGUAUGGGAAGCAAGGUAACAGAAGACUCAAUGCUAAUGAAGAAAAUAGAGACAAUGACACUAUUGAAGAAGAUGAUGACUUGAUUGAUCCAGUUUCACCAAUUUCUUCUUCAUAUGCAUCACCUGCUCAAACACCAAGAAACUUUAACGAGCCGGAAGCUAAUACACUUGAUUUGCUUCACCCGUCGGCUCUCAACUUGAAUCUCAACAUGGAUCAGAUCCAAAGACCCACAUCACCUCAAGUUAGUGCACAUACUCAAGAACAUGGAAGCAGAAUAGGGACCCCUUUGUCAUUAUCAAGAAUGAACUCCAGUCAAUCUAGGAUCAGAACAUUGAAUAGCAGUGAGAAUGAUGACCGAAUGACAUACAAUGGAAACCAUAUAAACCUAGAGGAUGAUCCAAAGAAAAAUUGA
Molecule: messenger RNA, 1626 nt
Organism: Hansenula anomala
Lineage: Eukaryota; Fungi; Ascomycota; Saccharomycetes; Phaffomycetales; Wickerhamomycetaceae
Product: UBX domain-containing protein
Exons: 1
Coding region: 1-1626 (541 amino acids)
Molecular function (GO): protein binding
Source: RefSeq, a predicted model, not a curated record